Plectropomus leopardus (leopard coralgrouper) is the source of this 1139-nucleotide messenger RNA. RefSeq names its product BCL2 like 16 (gene bcl2l16). Gene Ontology annotation, molecular function: BH domain binding. Lineage: Eukaryota; Metazoa; Chordata; Actinopteri; Perciformes; Serranidae. Gene Ontology annotation, cellular component: mitochondrial outer membrane. Gene Ontology annotation, biological process: extrinsic apoptotic signaling pathway in absence of ligand; regulation of apoptotic process; release of cytochrome c from mitochondria. The record is from RefSeq and is a predicted model, not a curated record.
UUUUAAUCACUGUGUGGUGAGGGGGGAAAGGAGCAUCCCCACACCCCCAUGUCCGGCUGUUGUGCAGAGUGGAUGCUGCUUGGCCAUGGAGCUGUUCUCUGUGUCCCGCUGAGUGGCCAUCUUGGUGAUCAGUGAAGCCAGCAUGUGUCAGUCGGAGAUGCCAGGGGCCGGACUGGGCCUCAACAGUCCGGACCCGCUUGUGAGAGAGGCUUACCUGAUGGCCCAUGACUACAUAGACUAUGUGAUCACAGGAGCCGAUGGCACCAUGGGCCCUGCCCCAACAGCCUGCACCACAGCCCUGCGUCACGCCGGGGACGAGCUCCUCACCCGCUUCCCCAUUUUCUUCAGGCGUUGGCCUCGCGUCUUCCAGGAUGUGACGGAGCACACGGCCUGCCCCACACUCAUGAGCAUCCUGGAUGAGCACUUCUUCUCCCCUGUCCCUGGGGCCCGCCGCAGGGACCUGGCCUGGAGCGCGGUGCUGUCGGUGUAUGUGCUGGCUGGCCAGAUGGCUCUGCACUGCCGGGACAGAGGCAUGGUGGAGGCCCUGCCCCAGCUGAAGGAGUGUGUGGGGGCCUACGUGGAGAGGGUCAUCUGCCCUGAGAUACGAGACAAGGGAGGAUGGAGUGGUUUCGUGUCCCGCUUUGGAGAGAAGCUGGGUUUGGAGAGCCAGGUGAAGAGGGUGUGCUGUUGGACGCUGCUGGCUUUGGCCAUGAGCAUUCUCAUCUACUGCCUCUGGAAGAGAGUGACUUAGCCAACACUGCCACCCAGUGAACACAGCCACUAGCUGUCCAGCAGCCAGGGAUGGAGGGAAAUGUCGGCAGGAUUUUAUAAAGCAGAACUCUGCCCAACCAGUCAAUAGCGGAUACACAUCAAUAUAAUUCACUUCACUGACAGUAUUCUCUGUUCAGCUGCUGCAGAUUUGUUGUAGUCUGUGACAUAAGAGCAUUUAAGCCAUUCCAACAGUCACAUGCUGGUGAAAACUGGUAGCUUUACAAGGUUGUUUGUGCUCUACAUGAACUUUGAUCUGGUAUGAGUCAGCUGUGUAAGUGUACUGUAGUUUGGAUUACACAGCAGACCAUCAUGCUCUGUAUUUCUGCUUCACUCAUGCUUUUAUUAAAGACACUUUCUGUUCAACCAUA